Molecule: messenger RNA, 595 nt
Organism: Ctenopharyngodon idella (grass carp)
Lineage: Eukaryota; Metazoa; Chordata; Actinopteri; Cypriniformes; Xenocyprididae
Product: histone H2B
Exons: 1
Coding region: 170-544 (124 amino acids)
Cellular component (GO): nucleosome
Molecular function (GO): structural constituent of chromatin; protein heterodimerization activity; DNA binding
Source: RefSeq, a predicted model, not a curated record
GAUGCUUUGAAUUGUCCAAUGAAAUACAAGUUCAUGGGUUUGGCCUCUCAAAAGAGGCAAUCAGAUGAUUCUUGUAUCUUUUUGAAAAUUAGCAUAGGGCAGUAAAUAAAUAUUGCUAUAUUGCUCCUGAGUUUACAUUGCUCUGUACAGUUUGUGAUCAAGCAGCAUCAUGCCUGAACCAGCAAAGUCCGCGCCUAAGAAAGGCUCUAAGAAGGCCGUUACGAAGACCGCCGGUAAAGGAGGAAAGAAGCGCAAGAGGUCCAGGAAGGAGAGUUAUGCUAUCUACGUUUAUAAAGUCCUGAAGCAGGUUCAUCCUGACACCGGUAUCUCUUCCAAGGCGAUGGGCAUCAUGAACUCUUUCGUCAACGACAUCUUCGAGCGCAUCGCCGGUGAGUCGUCUCGUCUCGCUCACUACAACAAGCGCUCCACCAUCACUUCUAGAGAGAUCCAGACCGCCGUGCGUCUGCUGCUGCCCGGAGAGCUGGCCAAACACGCCGUGUCCGAGGGUACCAAGGCAGUGACCAAGUAUACCAGCUCCAAGUAGAGAUUCAACCGAGACUAUCAGCGACCCAAAGGCUCUUUUAAGAGCCACCAA